Molecule: messenger RNA, 840 nt
Organism: Anoplophora glabripennis (Asian longhorned beetle)
Lineage: Eukaryota; Metazoa; Arthropoda; Insecta; Coleoptera; Cerambycidae
Exons: 2
Coding region: 1-840 (279 amino acids)
Biological process (GO): DNA recombination; DNA integration
Molecular function (GO): DNA binding
Source: RefSeq, a predicted model, not a curated record
AUGAAUAUAGAAUCUUACGCAAAAGUUCGAGCUUUAUUAAAAAGGCAGUCAGAAGGCUACCAACCCAAGAAAUCAAAGGCAUUUACUGGAGAUGAAAUAUACAAAUUUAUAACUGAAGCACCGGAUACUAAAUACCUAGCCACGAAGGUUGCAUUAAUAAUGGGAGUGAUGGGAGCUUGCCGCUCAAAUGAGUUAUAUGAAAUGAAAACAAAGAAUCUGCAAUUUUUUGAAGGUUGCAUAAACAUAUCGGUUCCAAUUACGAAGACAAAAGUUCCCAGAAAUUUUACUGUUACCGGAGAUUUUUAUAAUAUCGUCAAAAAAUAUUCAGAGCUCAGACCAUCGGAUGUAUCAAGUUCUUUCUUCCUAAAUUUUCAAAAUGGGAAAUGCACAAAACAAGUUAUUGGUAUAAAUAAAUUUGGAAGAAUGGGUAAAGAAAUAGCAGAAUUUUUGAAACUACCGGAUCCAGUAAAAUACACAGGACAUUGCCUUCGACGAUCUUCUGCCACUUUGUAUGCUGAUGGAGGGGCCAAUAUGACUGCCCUUAAACGCCAUGGGGGAUGGAAGUCAGCCUCUGUGGCUGAAGGUUAUAUUGCUGACUCUAAAAAAAAUAAAAUGGAUGCCGCCAAUAAAAUUUUGCACCAAAUCAAUCCAAAUUCUAUCAGUAUUUCGAAUGCAAAUUCAUGUCCAUCUACAUAUGCUGAUGGUGUCAGCAAUUUUACUAUUGAUAAUUUUGCCAUUACCAAUAAGACCAGUGAUGUAAAUAUUAAUACUACGAAAACACCUCCAACCAUACAUUUUAAUAAUUGUCAUAACCUUACAAUUAAUUUUAUAAAUAAAUAA